This is a messenger RNA of Closterium sp. Yama58-4, 412 nucleotides long. The record is from the annotation of a GenBank genome assembly. Lineage: Eukaryota; Viridiplantae; Streptophyta; Zygnematophyceae; Desmidiales; Closteriaceae.
CUGUUUCCCCCGGCUCUGCCCCAUGCCUCUGCUGUGUCGGUUGACAGCCUUGUUGCUAAAUUCAAGUGGAGAGAGCAUGAUUUCGCCUAACUUGAUGUUUCUGGCGCUAGGUUCCAUGUGCCCUAGUGGCGAGCAGCACAGCUCACUGCAACACACAGCCUGGCAGGCAGCAGAGGCACGAGAGAACAUUCAUGCGAGAAGUGGAUGCACACAGUACGCCCGUACUUCCCUCUUUGUCCUCUUUGUCUUUCACAGCGACAACUCAGCCCGUAGUGGCUCAGGGGGCAGUAAACCAAGUGGCCAUCAUGGGUUACGCAAGAACAUGAAAAGCGUUGGCAACGUCGCUUUCACAGGGUGGGCGGAGGCAGUGCAAGCGUGCGACGGCAAGGAGCAUGACCAGUGUUCGUGUUGA